Molecule: messenger RNA, 246 nt
Organism: Danaus chrysippus (African queen)
Lineage: Eukaryota; Metazoa; Arthropoda; Insecta; Lepidoptera; Nymphalidae
Source: the annotation of a GenBank genome assembly
AUGCCAAAUCUAGAGGAGCUAUUGAUCCGAUACUGGAGGCGGGAGGGGAGUAGGCGGUCUCAAGGACCGUCUGCUGUAAAGUAUCGCUUAAUGACGUGUAACGAGCGCGGUCUCCGCAUCAUAGUUGCAUACAUGAAAAACGAGACGCAUACCGAUUUUAUAAAAAGAACAAAUGUGUAUGAUUCCGAAAAGCUUGAAAGCGAUCGCUGCGUCCUUCACAUGGCUGUUAGUGUGAACCGGGCCUAA